AUGAAAAAGCGUGACAAUAAUUCAUCACUCGAGAUGUUAGCAGGUGCAAAAUCAAUGGGUGCUAGAGCUGCUACAAUUGCUUUAGCGAGCGAUGCUAUUAGUAUACGAAACGUCUUUAGUUUCUCGAUUCAUUCCGUGGCGCGAAAUCCAUUAUUGGUUAAACAAUCAUUUGGUUAUGCCAUUUUGGGCUUUGCUCUAACCAAAGCUAUUGCAUUGUUUGCCCUAAUAAUGGCCCUUCUCUUUUUUUCUUUUUUUAUCUUAUUUGUAUUCUGA
Rhododendron vialii is the source of this 273-nucleotide messenger RNA. RefSeq names its product ATP synthase subunit 9, mitochondrial. The transcript has a single exon. The record is from RefSeq and is a predicted model, not a curated record. NCBI's taxonomy places the organism in Eukaryota, Viridiplantae, Streptophyta, Magnoliopsida, Ericales, Ericaceae. Gene Ontology annotation, molecular function: proton transmembrane transporter activity. Gene Ontology annotation, biological process: proton transmembrane transport; proton motive force-driven ATP synthesis. Bases 1 to 273 code for a protein of 90 amino acids.